Molecule: messenger RNA, 2508 nt
Organism: Drosophila obscura
Lineage: Eukaryota; Metazoa; Arthropoda; Insecta; Diptera; Drosophilidae
Gene: Nup54
Product: probable nucleoporin Nup54
Exons: 5
Coding region: 620-2452 (610 amino acids)
Biological process (GO): NLS-bearing protein import into nucleus; protein localization to nuclear inner membrane; nuclear pore organization
Cellular component (GO): nuclear pore central transport channel; nuclear pore
Molecular function (GO): structural constituent of nuclear pore
Source: RefSeq, a predicted model, not a curated record
AACCGUCACUGUGGAGAAUCUGUUGAGAUUUGUAACCGGCAAAGGCGAUAGUAAUUGUAGCGUUGCUUAUCGAUAGUUCAAGAAUCGCUGCUUUUGCAUCACCAACAAAAAAACACUAGAUUGCAGAAGCGCCAAAUUUUUACGUUUAUUAGGAUUAAGUAUACUUUUUGUUAAAAUAAAGAACGAGUAUUAUACAAAGCAGUCCAGAGAAGGCAAACUCAAUUAGUUGGAACCGUUUUAUUCAUACGUUUGUCACAUCAUGUCCUUUUUUGGAUCGAGUACGCCGCUGGGAGCAACAAGCACGCCGGCCAAAAGCUUUGUAUGCGAAUGUCCUUUGGAUCGAUGCUGCAACAGGAUGAUCAUUCGAUUAUGAGGCACGAAAGAUAAAAACGAAACUCACCCUUUCUGGUGGAUAACGUAUGCCACAUACGCCGCUGAGCCCAGCACCAAGAGAAACAAAAUAAGAAGAACAGCCAUGUCUUUCGACCUCUUGCGUUCAGUGUCCGAAGCAAACUAUUGCUAGCUUAGAAUUUCGGACACUGUAAUCACAGAUAAGAUCCCACGGCGGAAGCUGACUACGAAUUAUUGACCCAAUUUUUUGUUUUGCUUAUCUCCUCACAUGGAAGCCGGCGGCAUGUUUGGUUCACCAUUUGGAUCGGCGACCGGAGCUGGUCAAGCAGUGUCUGCGUUCGGCAGCCCGGCGACAGCAGCUCCAGCGUUUGGAACCGCAACAGCGACGCCUGCUUUUGGAGGCGGAACUGCGUUCGGCACUGCCACGGCUGGGCAAGGCUUUGGAGCUCCGACGGCAGCACCAGGUUUUGGAGCUGGUAAUGCUGCACCAAAUUUUGGUACUCCCACAUCUGCCCCACCGUUUGGCGGCUCUGCUUUUGGUGGUGCCCCAGGUUUUGGAGCUGUUCAGACAACAACAGCCACACCAGGACUUGGUGGGGGCUUCGGCGGAUUCGGUGCUGCUCCGGCAUCAGGUCAGGGAGGCUUGUUUGCCGCACCAGCGACAAGCACUGCGCCACCGGCUUUUAGUGGAUUUGGUCAGCCGGCCGCUACCAGCACAGCGCCAGCGAGUGGAUUUGCAGGCUUUGGAGCAACAACGACCACGGCGCCAGUGUUCGGUGGCUUUAGCACUGGCCAGGCGACAGGAUUUGGCGGUAGUGUGUUUGGAUCCAACUUUGGAAAGCCGUCGAAUACCACAGUAACGCCUGGCUUUGGUGGAUUCGGUGGCACCAGUUUUAUGCUCGGCCAGCCACAACAGCAGCCCGCACCCAUAUCAGCCGAUGAGGCGUUUGCUCAAUCCAUUCUGAAUGUCUCAAUAUUUGGCGAUGAGCGUGAUAACAUUGUGGCCAAAUGGAACUACCUGCAGUCCAUGUGGGGCACUGGAAAGCUUUUCUAUUCGCAGAGUGCGCCCCCAGUCGAUAUCACGCCGGAGAAUUACCUGUGUCGCUUCAAGGCCAUCGGGUACAGUCGCAUGCCAGGCAAGGAUAACAAAUUGGGACUCGUGGCUCUGAAUUUCGACAGGGAUCUGUCGGCCAUCAAACCGCACCAGCAACAAGUGAUUCAAACGCUGCACAGCUUGUUCGGCAGCAAGCCCAACAUGAUGGUGCACAUUGAAACCAUAAAAGAGUUGGAGAAUAAAAAGUGUCAGAUGGUUAUCUACGUGGACGAGAAACUGCAGCAUGCCCCGAACGAGGGAAAGCGGAUUUUGGCCACUGAGCUCUCGAACUAUUUGAACCAGGCAUCGCUUAAGCCUCAGCUCACGAAUCUGGGAAUUGUGGAAGCAUUGGCCCUGGUGUUGCCGGACGAGGAUCAACUGAAGGAGUAUCUUGAGAAUCCCCCCCGUGGCGUAGACCCCCGUAUGUGGCGUCAAGCCAAUUUGGAUAAUCCAGACGCUGGUAAAUUCCUGCCAGUGCCGAUGAUUGGCUUCAACGACCUGAAAUGGCGCGUCAAGUGUCAGGAGCAGGAAACAGACACCCAUGCCCUGUACAUGAAGAAGGUGGAAGGAGAACUAACGGAGCUGAGACACCGGCAUGCCACGGCCUCGGCCAAAAUCUUGGAGCACAAACGCAAGCUGGCUGAGCUCAGUCAUCGCAUACUUAGGAUUAUUGUAAAGCAAGAGUGCACACGGAAGGUGGGCUCCUCGCUGACGCCCGAGGAGGAGGCCUUGCGCACCAAGCUGCAGAGCAUGCAGGCCGUGGUAUCGGCGCCCACACAGUUUAAGGGGCGGCUCAGCGAGCUGCUGUCCCAGAUGCGAAUGCAGCGGAAUCAGUUUGCUGGCAAUUGUGGGUCGGAGUAUACGAUGGACGCGGAGGCCGAGGAUGAGAUGAAGAAUUUUUUGACCAUGCAACAGCGCGCCAUGGAAGUGCUGAGUGAGACUGUCAAUAAAGACCUCAAAGCCCUUGAUGUUAUUGUUAAAGGAUUGCCCGAACUUAAGCAGGCAUGAUCGAGAGAGGAGCGAAACCGUUUAAUAAAUUGCGAACCGAUGUCCGAGUCAAUGAA